Cololabis saira (Pacific saury) is the source of this 3124-nucleotide messenger RNA. It is a transcript of the gene pkp3b, whose product is annotated as plakophilin 3b. Gene Ontology annotation, biological process: cell-cell junction assembly; cell-cell adhesion. NCBI's taxonomy places the organism in Eukaryota, Metazoa, Chordata, Actinopteri, Beloniformes, Belonidae. Gene Ontology annotation, molecular function: cadherin binding. The record is from RefSeq and is a predicted model, not a curated record. The transcript has 13 exons. Gene Ontology annotation, cellular component: nucleus; cytoplasm; adherens junction. The coding region runs from base 100 to 2430 and encodes 776 amino acids.
CAUUUUACGCAGCGCUCAGCGCAGGACCGUCCUCUCCUCCUCUCCUCCGGAGGUUUAAGGGUUUUUUUUUAGGGUUUUUUCAGGGGUUUUAGGGAGGAGAUGAACGUGGCCAUGGCCGAGGGCUGCUUCCUGUCCGCCCUGCAGCCCAACUCGUCCCGCACCGUCUACGGGCUCCCCGCGGACGGGCCGUGCGCCGACGCGGCGGCGCGAGAGCGCAGGGUCCGGGAGCAGGUCCGGAUGCGCCUGGCGGAGAGACGGUCCCCCUCCUCCCUGCCCAGGACCGACCAGCAGCACCUCUGGGGGAACACAGCAGAUUACAGCCCUCCAGAGGUUAAGAGCUACGGCCACACACAUGGUUUCAGUUCCAGGUCCAUGAUCAGCGCGCCCACUCGCGUCAUGGCGGUGUCUACAGUUCCCCCUCGCACUUCCGGGUUCUCCUCUCACUCCACUGUGGAAACCGGCUCCAAAUUGACCCAUAAAUCAAGCAUGGUCCAGAACAGCUACCAGACCUCACAGAGCAGAAGCAGACGCUCUAAGUCACUGUGCCAGGAAGACCCGCCGGCAUUAUCGAUCGUGGGUUCGAUGCAUCCUGAGAACCCCUCUGUCCCAGUCACCGCGCCCCCGUCCGGCAGUCUCCGGCGCAGCCUCAGUGGAACGUUGGCCCAGGACAGGGGCUACUGGCAGGAGGAGGAGCUGCCCUAUCAGUUCACCUACAGGGGCCCGUCCCACCGUACCAUCAGCCGGAUCACCAACAGGCAGCAGCAGCAGCAGCACUACCAGCAGCAGGGCUCCAGCCACGGCCAGGAGGGCUGGGUGGGGAACGGCCGGGGCUUCUCCGGCCACGGGGACAGCUGGGGAACGCAGUGGCAGCAGCAUGUGUCCAGGGCCAAUCAGGCCUCGGGGCAGUACACGCCUCUGCACCGGGCCGCCUCUCUCCGCUCUCUGAGGAGUGUCGGGAAAGGAGUGGACGUCAUGGACGUGGCAUCGAUACACAGCAAUGAUCCGCUGGGAGAAUUGAAGAGCCUGGACAUGCCUACAGCUGUCAGAUAUCUCUCUGAGUCCGACUCUGCCCUCAACAUUUUGGGAGCUGCCUACAUACAGCAUCAGUGUUACCAUAGCAACGAUGCUAAGAACCAGGUCCGCCUUCUGCACGGAGUUCCAGCUCUGGUGGGCCUCUUCUCCAGCGACAACGUGGAGGUGCAGCGUUACGCCACCGCCGCCACACGAAACCUCAUCUAUGAAAGCACCGACAACAAGACGGCCCUCAUAGACGCUGGUGGGUUGGUGCCGCUGGUAAACAUUCUCAACGAGCCUGACGAAGAGCUUCAAAAGACGAUAACAGGUGUCCUGUGGAAUCUGUCCUCCAGGGACAACCUGAAGGAGAGGCUGUCCAUCGAGGCUUUGCCUCUGCUCACGGAGAAGGUGCUCGUUCCUCUGUGCAAGAGCUUCCCGUUAAACCCAGCCGAGAGAGAGAUUUUCAACAAUGCCACCGGCUGUCUCAGAAACCUGAGCUCGGUGAACGAGAGAACGAGGCGAAAGAUGAGAGGCACGCAAGGCCUGGUGGACUCUCUGGUGUGCUACAUCCAGCAGGAAGAAGGGGGGGACGACAAGGGUUUGGAGAAUUCUCUGUGUGUGAUGAGGAACCUGUCGUACCAGCUGUACGCGGAGCUUCCUCCCUCGGUCCGCCUGCACCUGGAGGGCCCGUCCAGAGCCUCCUCCUCCAGAGACAACGAAGUCAUCGGCUGCUUCACUGUGCACAGCAAGAAGAGCACAGAGCAGCAGCGGUACCAGAACGUGCCCACCCUUUCCCAGCCCAAGGGUGCUGAGUGGCUGUGGCACCCGAAGGUGGUGUCUCUGUACAAGCUGGUGCUCCAGAGCAGCAGCAGCAGCUCCAUGAGCCGGGAGGCGGCGGUGGGAGCGCUGCAGAACAUCACCGCGGGAGAGGGCAGGUGGGCCUCGGUGCUGUGUGGCGUCGUGACGGAGAAGGAGAGGAUGCUGCCCAUCCUGCUGGACCUGUUUGACACCUGCACCGACAUGCAGAUGAAGCCUCUGAGCGGCCUGCUCAGGAACCUGGCCCACCACGCCACCGACAAGCAGCUCAUGGCUAAGACCACGGUGAGCAUCCUGGUGUCCAAGCUGCCCAGCGACGGCCUUCAGACCACCCCGUCCACCGAGGUGGUGGUCAACAUCUGCGGAGCCCUCAACCACCUGGUGACCUGCAGCUCGGCGGCGGCCCGCGACGUCGCCCACUACAACGGCCUGCCAAAGCUGGUGGGCAUCAAGAACUCCCACGAUACCAGCGCCGGGAGUCUGAAGGCCGCCAGAGCCGCGUCUACUGUCCUCUGCAACAUGUUCCAGUACAGCAAGCUGCACCGGGACUACAAACUGAGAGGAUUCACCCGAAAAGACUUUGCAGACCCGUCCUUCUAGGCCGCGGCGUCCCCACCCCCUCGCCGUCGGCCUUCAGUACACCAGAUGGAAAAGAAUGAUGCCGUGGAGCCGAUGACGCAGGCCGUGUUUGUGGUUAACUCGUGUGUAACACUUUGAUUUGUCUGUGGUUGAUUUUGACAUUAAUGUAGACUGAUGCUGAUGUGUAGACGGGUGCUGCCGAGCCGUGCCAAUGCUGACCUUCCUAGUCCUUCUGCUGCGUAAGAGUGCCUUCCUAACAGCCGGCCUGCUACUCACCGUUGUACAAACUCAGAGAGGACUCUGGCUGCUCCUCCCUUUCACCUGGAAUCUCCUUUUCUCCGCCCCUGAGGAAUUAUGUGAAACAUCAAGCGUUAACCGGAGCUGAAAGCUGAAUGUUGGGGGGGUUUAGCCCCCUGGUCCGCAGCGUCUCCACAAUGGAGCCAUUCACCCACAGAAGACACCAGCAUGGAAAUAACCGGAAUUACAGAAGUGCCUCGGAGAACUGAUGCGACUGGGAAUGUUUGAAAUCAGCUUAGAAGAAGCAAACUGUAGUUAGUGUAGACGCCUGUCGCCGUGGCGACGCUGCUCCAGCUUCAGCCCCAUUAACACUUCCUGUUGAGAAUAUGCACUAACUACCUUCAGAGACGUCUGUCAGCUGCAGGAUCCACCUUUAUGUCUUUGUAAUAGAUAAUAAAAACAUAGUUUUGUCACCAAA